Molecule: messenger RNA, 2953 nt
Organism: Anastrepha obliqua
Lineage: Eukaryota; Metazoa; Arthropoda; Insecta; Diptera; Tephritidae
Product: transcription factor 20
Exons: 8
Coding region: 180-2609 (809 amino acids)
Molecular function (GO): protein binding
Source: RefSeq, a predicted model, not a curated record
AACAAAAAAGUUUUCAAUAACGCCUCAAAGCAACGCGCAAUUUUUAGCCAGCUAUAAAAUAAUAAAUACUUAUUUCUGAAAACAAAAAAAAUAUUCAAACACCGAACACCCACAUAUUUGGAGCUGCAGUCAGCCACCCAGUCUACCCAUUAGCCAGUCUACGCUACGCCACGCCGCGCAUGUUUCAUAAUCGCAUUUUAAUGGGCGUUGCGCACGCGCCCGGCAUACGUCUGCUACGUCGAAGCGCCGAAGCCGCCAAAUUUCUAACCGUACUUUUUCUAAUUUUGACUCAGAAUGUCUCGAGCUUUAGCUGCGCCUCCAAUGCUAUUAACACCGCCAGCGAUGGCUACACGAGUUGGGCCUCUACGCAGACAGGUGUAGUUGGAAGCCCAGCAGCAGCAGCAGCAGCCGCCGUCGACAUGCAUCGCUUGGCAAAACGAAUGGAUUUGGAGCUAUGUUUGGGAAAAUUUGAAAUCCACAAAAACACGAUAAUUCGCACGGGCGAAUCUCAAACGCUUGGUGGCAAGUACUUGCAAGGGCUGGAGCUCGACACCGCCGAGGAAUGUCAACGACUCUGCUGCGAAACGGAAUCUUGUGACGUUUACGUGUUUGAAGACAAAAGCGAUGGCUAUUGUUAUCUUUUCGAGUGUGGCCCACCCGAGAAUUUCCACUGUAAAUUCACACGCCAUGCCAACUACACCAGCGCAGUUCUGACAGUUGCGCGACAUUUGACCGAAAUGACUACGACGAAACCCAGUGUGUCACACGCCAUUUCCACCAACAACAUUUCCCAGCAAGAGUGGGAACUGGCUAGUUUAAAAGUGAAACCAGAAACGCGUGACAAAGCAACAGUCGCAGGAGGAACAGGUGGAGUAGAGGGUGCGGCGUCCGGCAUGUCAGCUGCAGCCAUUGCUGUCGGUGGCAGUGCCAAUGUGGCGGCAACGGCGGGACCGGUGCCGAUGCUAGGCGUGGAGAAAAUACCACCAAUGAGUGUAGCUUUUCCACAAAAAGUUUACCCGGCGCAUUGUGGUCGCUUUCAGUUUACUUGCCAUUCGGGCGAAUGCAUUGCAGUCUAUAAUGCUUGUGAUGGUAUACCACAAUGUGAAGAUGGCAGCGACGAGGGACCGGAAUGUUCUGCUGCAACCUCAACUGCGAAAUCCAAUGCCGAUGCUGCAUCCUCAAAUGCAUUGGAAGCAAAUAGUCAGAAGAUCGCCUCAGUGGCCCAAUAUCAGCCGCCUCUUCUGCAACAAACGGUGCAACAACAAUUGCAGUCUGUACAUCAAGCGCACCAACAACAACAACAGCAGCAGCAGCAAUCAGUGCCACAAAUGUUACCUGGUGUUGUACCACCACUCAUAAAUAAUCGCGAGGAUCCUGGGGCUUGGGCAAAUCGCAAAACAGCAGCCUCGGAACGCAGUCACGCCGAUCAAGCAACAAAUGACGUGGAAUUAAACAGUCGCAUCUUUAGUCACAAAGGUGGCAUACAAGUGCCCACUACAGGCGUGAACGCCAACAACAAUCCCAACAGUGUAUUGGUUAAUUCGUAUGGUAAUACCAACAGCAAUAACAACAUUAACAAUCCGAGCCUCAAUCUGAAUCCGGUGUACAAUGCGGCAACAUUGCAACGUAGCGGUAUUUACGUGCCUCAAAUGGCUGAUUUGGCAACGGGUGGUGUUUAUAUCCCGCAACAGCAACAACUACAACCGCCACCGUCACAACAGCAACAACAGCAGCAGCAGCAGCAAUAUGUGGUGCCACAGGGCCACAUGAUGAUGCCACCGAAUGUGCAGUGGCAAAUGCAACAACAACAGCACCAACAGCAAGUGGCGCCUCAGCAGCAGAUGCAACAGUCACCGCAAGAACAGCAACAAACACUGCCACUCCCUCUGCAACCGGGCCCAGCUUACAUAUUAAACACAGCCGACCAGCAAAAACAACCAGUGGCUCCGUCAGCUGACAACAAGGCAACCGCAGUCGAGGUGGGGCCUGCAGACAAGAUAUCGCUACAGCAGCAAUCGCAGGCAGUCAGUUCGCCACAAUCAAUAAUGCAGCAAUCAACGGUGCAUGUGGCCUUAUCAGCGGCGGCACCGCCAGCCGCGGCAAAAUCGAAUGUGGUGCCAGCGACGACGUUACAAAAGUCAGACGCCAACAAAGUGGCCAGCAAAGCUGCUGAAACGCCAGUGGCGCCCGAGGGUGAAUACGAUGACUAUGAUGAGGAAGAAAAGUCAACAGAACCGCCAAAAAAGAAACACAAACACAAGAAGUUGGCCGGCAUACCCAAAGCCGAUGCGAAGAAGAAGCAACAAUUGGACCCAAUCGAGUUGGCGCUUGAAGAGCAAAGACAACGCGCCCCUGCUCCCUCGCCCGUGCAUGAACAAUACAAAAUGAUACACGAAAAUCUCGGCUUGGAAUUCCGCGAUCACGAUGGACAAUCGGAGCGCCCAGGCGGUGCCAUGCUCUCGCUGACGCUUGGUCUACUGGUUACGGCGGCACUCGCCAUUCUAAUUGGCUGCCGUAUGCGUACCGUCGGUCGGCGCACGCGCCGCAUGGGCGGUAAGGCGCCUUAUUCGCAUGAAGCAGAUUUUCUGGUGAAUGGCAUGUACUUGUAAGGCAACUUAUGUUGUGGGGAGAGGGAGUGAUACAUACAUACAUACAUACAUACAUACACGUGUGUGCAUAUGUGUGGUUGUCACUCCAACCUACUAAUCUAGCGCGGCUGUGGUGAUUCUAACAACAACAACAAAAAACAAAACUAAAACAAUUUCUUUAAAAUAAAUACGUAUGUGAAUUUCUUAAGCUGCAUGUAUACACACACACACACAUACAUGUGUGCAUGCCACAAAAGUGAACAUAUAACCUGCAGGGAAAGACGAGGUUAGUGAAAGAAUUUCCAGCCGUAGUGCGAGUAUUAUUUCACCACCAAAAUGCAUCGGUUCGCGGAAGAGAGCCUAAA